Messenger RNA from Neurospora tetraspora, 3323 nucleotides. RefSeq names its product BRO1-like domain-containing protein. The transcript has 3 exons. The record is from RefSeq and is a predicted model, not a curated record. NCBI's taxonomy places the organism in Eukaryota, Fungi, Ascomycota, Sordariomycetes, Sordariales, Sordariaceae. Gene Ontology annotation, cellular component: endosome. Gene Ontology annotation, biological process: multivesicular body sorting pathway. Gene Ontology annotation, molecular function: protein binding. The coding region runs from base 282 to 2999 and encodes 905 amino acids.
AGCUCGUACAAGUCAUUAAAUAGAUUCUUAUCCUCCCGCCAUGGUCGUGGGUCUGUGUUGGAUGUGCCUUGCAGCGAACCUGUUUGUAAAGCUCUGGUAUAUGCGUUUAAGACUCGGGCGGGGCAGCUGACGGUACGUACCUUGGGUUACAGCUCCCAAGCGCGGGCUGGUUGGGUUGAUGUCAUUUCGUGAUAUCCUCGAACACGAUCGCCAAACACAAAGUCAACAAAGUCAACAACAUCCGCAUCUGCCAUCGCUGGCAGCAUACACGCCCGGCCAGGAUGACGACCACCCACGUGCUGUCGCUUCCCUUCCGGAAGUCGACCCAACUGUCACUAUCGCGCGCCAUCCAGCAGUACAUCUCCAAGAAAUACGACCAACACCCGGACAUGUUCCGCCAUGACCUCGACACCAUCGAUACUCUGCGCCGCGACGCCAUCAACGUCCGAGAAGCCCACCCGAGUGGCAUCAAGAAGCUCCAGACCUACGCCGCCCAGCUAGUGUGGAUUGGCGGCAAGUUCCCCAUCGAUGUCGGCGCCGACUUCACGUGGUACCCGGCCCUGGGCUACCACACCGAACACCCUCUCGUCCAGAAUAACCUCAAGUACGAGCUGAUGAACGUCCUCUACAACCUCGCCGCCCUCUACUCCCAGCUGGCCAUGGCUUCCAACCGCAACAGCACCGAAGGCCUCAAGACCGCUGCCAGCUGGUUCUCCCACGCCGCCGGCGUCCUCACCCACAUCAAGACCCAAGUCCUGCCCGAGCUGCGCAUGCCCAACCCGCCUGACGACAUGGACGAAGCCACCCUCGAGUCCCUCACACAGCUCUUCCUCGCCGAGGCGCAAGAGUGCUACUGGCAGAAAGCCGUCAUGGACGGGUACAAAGACGCCUCCAUUGCCAAGCUAGCCGCCCGUGUAUCCGACCUAUACAACGAAGCCGGCGAGGCCGCUAUGCGCAGCGAGGCCAUCAGCUCGGCCUGGAUCCACCACAUGAGCGCCAAACACCACCACUUCGCCGCCGCCGCCCAGUUCCGCGCCGCCAACGAUUGUCUCGAGCGGAAGCAAUACGGCGAAGAGAUCGCCCGGUUGCGGGACGCCCUCGCCUGCGUCAACGAAGGACUCAAAGAAACCCGAGGUGGCUACCUCAGCAAAGCCGUCGUCGAAGACCUGCAAGGCCUUAAGCGUCGCCUGGAAGAGGACCUCAAGCGCGCCGAGGUCGACAACGACCGCGUCUACCUGCACAUCGUGCCGCCCAAGACCGAGCUCAAGCGUCUUGACCGCGCCAACAUGGCCGUCGCCCGCGUGCCUCCCCAGGUGGCCAAGCCGUACGAGUUUCUGGGCGACCACAACGCCGAAUUUGGGCCGGCUUUGUUCACCAAGCUCGUCCCCUUCGCCGUACACGUGGCCGUUUCCAUUUACGAAGAGCGUCGCGACAGGCUUGUCAACAACUCCAUCAUUUCCGAGCUCGAGUCUAUGACAUCCAAACUUCACGAGAUUCUUUCCUCUCUCAACCUCCCCGGUUCCUUGCAAGCCCUCGAAAAGCCGCUCGGCCUUCCCGGCACCUUGGUCCAACACGCCGACGAGAUACGCCAAGCCGACGCCCUCUACCGCCUGCAGCAAGGCUUCACUGAUAUUGAAAAGCUCUGCUCUUCGGACCUAGCCAUCUUCGAAGAAGGCCGGUCCCUCCUUCUCGCCGAAGAGGAGGAAGACUCUCGUCUCCGCCUCAAGUACGGUACCGAACGGUGGAACCGCCCGCAAUCUCGCCAGGACCCGUCCCCCAAUGGCGGGGCAAAACUCUGGCGACAGGCGCAAGAUAUCGAAGGUUACUUUGGCUCUUCGACAGCCUCGGACCAGGUAGUCCGCGAGAAGUUUAACGCCGUGAAGGACACACUCGCCAUUCUUGCUGGGUCGGACCGAUCAAUAAUGGAUUUCAUCCCCAACUCGCGACGGACGGACAUCCCCGAGAGCUUGAAGCCGGCCCUCGGAAGGCUGCGAAGCGCCUACAACGACGUGCAGCGUCUCGAGUCCCGCCGGCGCAAGCGCGUCGAAUCUUUGCGCGCCCGGUCUCGCGCAGACGACAUCAAGCCUGACAUUCUCGUCGAAGCCGCCCGCUUAGAACGCGCGUACCCAACCACCGCCAUAGCAACAGCACACUUUGAAGACUUCUUCGAGAAACGCCUCGACCGGCUAUACGAAUCGGAGCUGGAGGCCGUGGAAAGGGAUAAGCAAGAGCAGGAGAAGAUCGUACAGGAGGUCAGGAGGGCAAAUAAGGAGUUUGAGGCGCAAAAGAGGCAGGUGGAUAGAGCGGGUGGGGGCAAUGGAGAAAGAGAAAAGGCUCUCCAGAAGCUGGAUGCGGCGUAUUACAAGUACAAGGAGAUUGUGAGCAAUGUGGAGGUCGGGAGGAAGUUUUAUAACGAUUUGAGCCAGAUUGUGGAGCAGUGGAGGGGGUUGGUUAGGGGGUGGGUGAGCGAGCGGAGGAGGGAUGCGAGAAGUCUUGAAGAGGAAAUCAACAUGCCCCCUCUGUCCUCCCUCAACAUGCAUCAACCAUCUUUUUCGUUUCAACAACACCAACACCAACAACCACCACCACCACCACCGCAAAUACCUUUCCCUGAACCCAUCCAGGCUCAUCAGCCAAUAGUUGAACAAGCGCACAUCCAUAGCUGGGCAGACAACGUGCCACAACAACAGCCGAAGCCAGUAGCUCCUGGGGCGUGGGCACCAAACAUGGGGAUAAAAUUCGGAUCCCCUGGGGGUCAGGGGCAGCAGGCCCAACAAGAGCAGGGGCAACAAGGACCGGUAAACGCUACAUGGGAUCCUUCUCAGGGGAUCCGGUUUGGGUGCCACGAGGAAGAAGUCCGCGAAGUCGUCGCCACCUCCGGCAAGGAUAACUGCAACACAUGCACCAGAACCACCAAGGUCAAAAAGGACUGCGGCUCCAAGAGCUGCCCCCAGUCGUCGUCUUACGAGCCUCCCUCCAGCAGCUCGGAUAAGAAGUAGGAAGAGACGCCGUCGCUGUUUAAGAGUGUUUGGGAGGAGUACAACCUGGACGUGAAUCGAAAGCAACAACAUAAACGCGGUGAUGUGGGUUAUGAGAUUGAUGAUGGUCCGGAGACUCGUCUGGACAAUAAGCGCCCCGCGCCCGCAGAGUUCACGGGUCAGGGUGGAUCGAAGAAGGGUAAAAAGGAGGAAUAAAGGAGGCGAGAGUAAUGGGGGGGAGAAAGGGUAUGAAGGGGAUACGGACAAGGGGUUUCGGGGUGAUGGAGGUGCCCAUUUGAAGGAAGAAGCUAUUUGGAACUAAAAUCUAGAUGGCGCGAGGAACUC